Cygnus olor (mute swan) is the source of this 1840-nucleotide messenger RNA. RefSeq names its product poly(U) binding splicing factor 60 (gene PUF60). Gene Ontology annotation, biological process: regulation of alternative mRNA splicing, via spliceosome; mRNA splice site recognition; alternative mRNA splicing, via spliceosome. The record is from RefSeq and is a predicted model, not a curated record. Bases 117 to 1712 code for a protein of 531 amino acids. Gene Ontology annotation, cellular component: catalytic step 2 spliceosome; precatalytic spliceosome. Lineage: Eukaryota; Metazoa; Chordata; Aves; Anseriformes; Anatidae. Gene Ontology annotation, molecular function: RNA binding. The transcript has 11 exons.
CUCGCGAGACGCCCUCCCGCCGCUUGCCUGAGGAGCGCUCGCGAGAGCUCGCCGUUCCGCGCGCGCCCUGAAGUUCUCGCGAGAGCGGCGCGCUCCGUGCCGACGGGGUGGACAAGAUGGCGGCCACGACCACCAUCUCCCUGGGUACAGAGUCCAUUAAGAUGGAAAAUGGACAAAGCACAGCAGCUAAGCUGGGGCUUCCUCCCCUCACACCAGAACAGCAGGAAGCUCUCCAGAAAGCAAAGAAGUAUGCGAUGGAGCAGAGUAUCAAGAGUGUGCUGGUGAAGCAAACCAUCGCCCACCAGCAACAGCAACUCACCAACCUGCAGAUGGCAGCAGUGACAAUGGGCUUUGGAGAUCCUCUCUCACCUUUACAAUCGAUGGCAGCUCAGAGGCAGCGCGCCUUGGCCAUCAUGUGUCGCGUUUAUGUGGGCUCCAUAUACUAUGAACUUGGAGAAGAUACCAUUCGCCAGGCCUUUGCCCCAUUUGGACCUAUAAAAAGCAUUGAUAUGUCCUGGGACUCGGUUACGAUGAAGCAUAAGGGUUUUGCUUUUGUGGAAUAUGAGGUGCCUGAAGCUGCUCAGCUGGCCUUGGAGCAGAUGAAUUCUGUCAUGUUGGGAGGAAGAAAUAUAAAGGUGGGGAGACCUAGUAAUAUAGGUCAGGCACAACCAAUUAUAGACCAGCUAGCAGAAGAGGCACGGGCUUUCAACCGCAUCUAUGUGGCCUCUGUUCAUCAGGACCUUUCAGAUGAUGACAUCAAGAGUGUGUUUGAGGCUUUUGGAAAGAUCAAAUCCUGCACGCUAGCCAGAGAUCCCACGACAGGAAAACACAAAGGCUAUGGUUUCAUUGAAUAUGAGAAAGCACAGUCUUCUCAAGAUGCAGUUUCCUCUAUGAACCUCUUUGACCUUGGGGGUCAAUAUCUCCGAGUUGGUAAAGCUGUGACUCCUCCAAUGCCGCUCCUGACACCUGCUACGCCAGGGGGAUUACCUCCAGCAGCAGCUGUUGCUGCAGCAGCUGCGACAGCAAAGAUUACAGCACAGGAAGCAGUGGCAGGAGCUGCAGUUCUUGGCACUUUGGCUACUCCUGGGCUAGUAUCUCCAGCACUGACUCUUGCCCAGCCAUUAGGGGCAUUGCCACAGGCUGUAAUGGCAGCGCAGGCACCAGGAGUAAUUACAGGUGUAACCCCUGCCCGACCUCCAAUUCCUGUCACUAUCCCCCAAGUGGGAGUUGUGAAUCCUAUCCUGGCCAGUCCCCCAGCGUUGGGCCUGAUGGAGGUCAAAAAGGAAAAGGAAGAGGAGGAGGUAUUCCAGGAGUCAGAGAGGCCAGAGAUGCUAAGUGAACAGGAACACAUGAGCAUAUCUGGCAGCAGUGCCCGUCAUAUGGUGAUGCAGAAAUUGCUUCGUAAACAGGAGUCCACUGUGAUGGUGCUUCGCAACAUGGUGGAUCCAAAGGACAUUGAUGAUGACCUAGAGGGAGAAGUGACAGAAGAGUGUGGCAAAUUCGGGGCUGUAAACAGGGUCAUCAUCUACCAGGAGAAGCAGGGAGAAGAGGAGGAUGCUGAGAUCAUUGUCAAGAUAUUUGUGGAGUUCUCCAUGGCCUCAGAGACUCACAAAGCCAUUCAGGCUUUGAAUGGGCGCUGGUUUGCAGGAAGAAAGGUGGUGGCAGAGGUGUAUGACCAGGAGAGAUUUGAUAACAGUGACCUGUCAGCAUGAACUCUACUUGGAGGACUUCACCCCUACCCCUUCUGCCUGUCUGUUUUUUUAGCCAUGUGUAAAGAAUGCUCCAGGGUGGGCGCAGAUCUCUGUGAUGUACUUGUAGUUUGGAUAAAAGCGCAAAGAAA